This is a messenger RNA of Dipodomys spectabilis (banner-tailed kangaroo rat), 3384 nucleotides long. It is a transcript of the gene Plekho2, whose product is annotated as pleckstrin homology domain containing O2. Gene Ontology annotation, biological process: macrophage apoptotic process. Lineage: Eukaryota; Metazoa; Chordata; Mammalia; Rodentia; Heteromyidae. The record is from RefSeq and is a predicted model, not a curated record. Bases 101 to 1588 code for a protein of 495 amino acids. The transcript has 6 exons.
AGGGAGCCGCCGCCCGGGCCGCGCGCAGAUGGAGCUGGCGGGUCCCGCGCGGCGCCGGGAGUGAGCGGCGGAGCCUCGAGCCGGACCUCACGGACUCGCCAUGGAAGAGGAGGGUGUGAAGGACGGGGGCGAGAAGCCUCAUGGGACACGGACUGCGGACAAGGCUGGUUGGAUCAAGAAGAGCAGUGGGGGCCUCCUGGGUCUCUGGAAAGAUCGUUACCUGCUCCUCUGCCAGGCCCAGCUGCUGGUCUACGAGAAUGAGGAUGAGCAGAAGUGUGUGGAGACUGUGGAACUGGGCAGCUAUGAGAAGUGUCAGGACCUCCGUGCCCUCCUGAAGCGGAAGCAUCGCUUUAUCCUCCUGCGAUCCCCAGGGAACAAGGUCAGUGACAUCAAAUUCCAGGCACCCAGUGGGGAAGAGAAGGAAUCCUGGAUCAAAGCCCUCAAUGAAGGAAUUAACCGGGGCAAGAACAAAGCCUUCGAUGAGGUAAAGGUAGACAAGAGCUGUGCCCUGGAGCAUGUGACAAGGGACCGCGUUCGUGGGGGCCAAAAACGCCGACCACCAACGAGAAUUCACCUGAAGGAGGUGGCCAAUGCAGCUUCUGAUGGGAUUUUACGCCUGGACCUGGAUGUUCCAGACAGCGGGCCUCCUGUGUUUACCCCAGGCCAUGAUGUCAGCCCAGCCCAGCCCCGGGAGACACCGCAGCCUCCCAUGCCUCCUACCAAGCCUUCCCCAGCACUUGAGAGGACCAACCUUAGUGAUGGGGUAGAGACUCCUGUGGGGGAGAGAACCCCAACCCCCAUCUCAGCCAGCUCCGAGGGCCAAGAGGAUUCAGAGACGCCGGUGGGGGAGGAUGGUGGUUUGAAACUGCCCCCCAGCAACGUCUUGCCCGACAAACUAAUGGUGAGCUGGGACAACUCCAGCUUUGAGGAGCCCCCUGCUCCUGAGAGCGCAGAACUGUCUCGGGUACCCUCUUCUGACACUUUGGAGGCUGCCCCCAGGGAGGGUAGGAAGCCCCCCGCACCCCCACCCAAAAUCUUAUCAGAGAAAAUGAAGGCCUGCUUGAGUGGGGUAGAAGUUUCUGGUCCAGCCCUCAGUCCUGGGGCCGCUGAGAACGCUGCGUCAGGCCCUGAGCAGGUCUCAGUGAAUGGCAUGGAUGACAGUGCCGAGCCAAGCAAGCCAUCCCAGGCCAAGGGCACCCCAGGGACUUCCCCACAGGAUGCCGCCCCAUCUCCAGCCCUGCCCCGCUGGGACUCGCCGCCUCCGUUCCAUCCCCGCUGCUCCUCCCUUGGGAACUUGCUUGGAGAAGGUCCCCGGCAUCCACAGCUGCCCAGGGAACAGCUGUAUCGGGCCCAGCUGGAGGUGAAGGUGGCCUCCGAGAAGACGGAGAAACUGUUGAACAAAGUGCUGGGCAGCGAGCCACCCCCCGUGAGUGCGGAGACCUUGCUCAGCCAGGCCGUGGAGCAGCUGAGACAGGCCACUCAGGUCCUGCAGGAGAUGAAGGAUUUAGGAGAGCUCAACCCGGAAGCCCCUGGGCUAAGGGAGAAGCGGAAGGAGCUGGUGACCCUGUACAGGAGAAGCGCACCCUAGGCCUGUGGCACACAGACGCAAGCAUCCUUGGGGUCAUCGUAUCUGUCACAGCCUAGCCCUGCUGAGAAAUGCACCCAUAGCCCAGGCUGUAGAAGGAUACCUGGGCACACUGGAUUUGACCAGGACUUGAAGAAUCUCCUGGGAUCCUUCUUACCCUGACCUGACCCGGUGGUGCCAGGUGCCAGGGCCACUGUGGCUCCCUGGUCUGACCUGGCCUCCAGGCCUCUGGCUUGGAUUGGUCCACACACUUAGGCCCUGUAUGCUGUGUGCUUAUUCCAAACGGCCCAGGGCUUUGGCACAGUGCUUGGGGUUUCUGGGGUUUCUCUGGGUCCCCACCCCUAGUAGUUUACAUUCCUAACUUCUGAAUAGAGCAGAGCUGAGCCCUCCCCCCCCCCCCCCCCCCCCCCCCGCCUCGCUUUCCCCAUCUCCAGAUGUUCCUGGCAGCAGUCAGCCCCUCAGAGGCCUUUGGUCUAGGCUGUAGGGUCAUCUGUCCAGCUGGGUGAAACCUAGAGUCCAGUUGGAGUCUUAAGCCAAAUGAUAAGCAUCUUCCAGAAAGAAGCCCUUAGCUGUACGGCCUACUCUGGGCUUGUUUCCUUCCCUGCUGACCCCUCUGCUUUGAUGAGCUGUGAUGGGAAGCUCAGAUCUGGAAGAUUCUAGGGAGGAGAGGAACUCCAAGGGUCUCCUAGUCUCUGCUCCUAGACCAGUAUUGCAGAUUCCUGCCUAGGUAAACCUCAGAGUGGCCUGAUGUUAGCAAGUGAAAAACUAGCCAGGCACCAGUAGUUCCUGCCUAGCUACUCAGGAGACUGAGAUCUAGGGACAGCACUUAGGGCCUGGAUUUUAAACCAAUACCAGCAUUAAAAAAAAAACCAAAACAAAACUGAAAAACCUGUCCAUAAUGAUAAUAAAUCAACCUUUAGAGUCCCAUCUGUCCCCAGACUGUUGUACCUCUCAAAUGAGAUUUAUCUGAGUCUUUGGGGUUCAACCCAAACAAAUCCAGUAUUCCUGUCAUUUCUGUACUUGCUGGAGUCUGAGACCAAUCCCCAGUGCCACCCCAGGUCCCUCCUAAGGAGGGAGAGUAUUUUCUUCUCUCUUUUCCUGGGCCGUUCCUGGUCCCAGUCCGCCCCUAUGGCCCCUAGCUCUGGGAAGUCAUCACCCAGCCUUCUCCCCUGCUUUCCUCCCACCCCCAGCAGCUGGACUGAAGGUGGGGCCUGGGUUGGGAGGCGGGGAAGGGAGGAUCAUUGCAGCAGGCCCUGGCCUUUCUGUCCACUUAGCCCACCCCAGCUACCAGCUGCGCCCACUGAGGCCUUCCAACACCGGUAGAAACCUGUCCUGGAAGGAGUCCAUACCAGGCUGGGUGGAGAUGAACAGCAAGACCACGGCUCCUGAGCCCUCAUCACCUGCCCCAAAGCACACCCCUUAAACCCCCAAUGCCAUAGUCUGCCUUUCCUCCAUUUCCAAGAGUGUCCUCAGGGCGCAUAGUCACAUGACUCCCUGCCACCUUCCCCAGGGACCGGCUUUCCCCCACCAGCAGCCAGGGCUCUUGGCUUUAGCCAAGUCACCUGCCUCCAGGAAUUGGGAGACCCAGUCUCCUCCUCCACUGAGCAACUAGCUGGGCAUGUAGCUCUGAGCCCCCUCAGUGGCCAAAUCGCUGCUUCCCUUGCUUUGUUUGGCUGCCUGAGUGCCCAGGGUGGAGAGGACGAGGAGGGGACCCACAGGGCUGCCUUCUUAACCUUCAGUGUCUUCUGCUUCUAAAAGCAUCUUUCUUGAAGUUUGGCAAUAAAUCUCUUUUUACACAA